CCGACACAAAAAUCCGAACUUCUUGGGCUGAGAAAGCUUCGGCCUUUCGGAGAAUUAAAUCCCACACGGCCACCGGCGGCGGCGACAGGGCCAAGAAAGAUGAGCCGUUCUGCGCUCUCCCAUUUCUUCAUCCCCUUCAAUUACUCCCCUCGCUUCACUUCACUGUCGAGCGGGGGAGCUUCCAGCAGGUUCUCCAGAGUCCUGCCCCUGAGGAGGCGAAGCUUUGCUCCAAGCGGGCGCGACCCAAGACGUUUCCAGUGCUACUGCAGCGUCUCGGACUCUGAACCGGCUAUUUUGGAGACUUCCCCGAGCUCUGUGAGGAAGAGAAUAGUGUCCGGAGUUCAACCGACUGGGUCCAUCCACCUUGGAAAUUAUCUUGGGGCCAUAAAAAAUUGGAUCGCCCUUCAGAAUGCAUACGAGACCCUCUUUUUCAUUGUGGACCUUCAUGCGAUUACGUUACCGUAUGAGACGCAACAACUAGCUAAGGCGACAAGGGAUACUGCAGCAAUUUAUUUGGCAUGUGGAGUUGAUAGCUCUCAGGCUUCUGUAUUUGUGCAAUCUCAUGUCCAUGCACAUGUAGAGUUGAUGUGGUUACUAAGUGCUGCAGCACCUAUUGGUUGGCUUAAUAGAAUGAUCCAAUUCAAAGAGAAAUCUCUGAAGGCGGGCGAUGAAAAUGUUGGAGUUGCAUUAUUAACUUAUCCAGUUCUGAUGGCUUCUGACAUUCUUCUAUAUCAGUCGGACUUUGUCCCAGUGGGUGAGGAUCAGAAGCAGCACCUAGAGUUGACCAGGGAACUAGCUCAGCGUGUUAAUAACUUAUAUGGAGGAAGAAAGUGGAAGAAAUUGGGAGGGAGAGGUGGUGCUAUUUUCAAGGUACCGGAGCCCCUUAUUCCACCCGCUGGAGCAAGAAUUAUGUCCCUUACAGACGGGCUGUCUAAGAUGUCAAAAUCUGCACCUUCUGAUCAAUCACGUAUCAAUCUUCUCGACUCAAAAGAUGCUAUUGCAAACAAGAUUAAGCGCUGCAAAACCGACUCAUUUCCCGGUUUGGAAUUUGACAAUCCCGAGAGACCUGAAUGCAACAAUCUUCUUUCAAUAUAUCAGCUCAUCUCAGGAAAAACCAAAGAGGAAGUGAUACAGGAGUGCCAAGACAUGAAUUGGGGCACAUUCAAAAGUCUAAUAACAGAUGCAUUAAUUGAUCAUCUCCACCCGAUUCAGGUUCGGUACGAGGAAAUCAUGUCCGAUCCAGCAUUUCUGGAUGGAGUCCUAACUGAAGGCGCUGCAAGAGCCAAGGAAAUAGCUGAUGCCACUCUCAACAAUGUCUAUCAGGCGAUGGGAUUCCUCCGAAGAUGAGAAUAUGUUGAAUUCACAACUCGAAUCGACACAAAAAAAAAAAGAUUUAUACCAGACAACUCCUUCGAGAUUCAUUCAUAUCAUUCGCCCCCUUGGUACACGCUUCCGUUCUCAUUCUAUAAAGGUUCACUCAAGCAUGCUCUAGGAGAGCAAGAGCAAAUUUUUUUCUUGGGAUCCAUAACUGUAACAUUCUUGUAGAAUAGCAUUCAUGAAAUCGCGUGGGUCUCCAUGAUUGAGCAACCGCGUUAUCGGGGUUCUAUUUAUUACUUUUUCUCGUGUUUUCAACAUGUGUGCUGAUCUUUUCCCGGAUAAUGAUGAAUAUAGUAGCAAACAGAAGUGCUGGAUUAUUA
This is a messenger RNA of Punica granatum (pomegranate), 1697 nucleotides long. The record is from RefSeq and is a predicted model, not a curated record. NCBI's taxonomy places the organism in Eukaryota, Viridiplantae, Streptophyta, Magnoliopsida, Myrtales, Lythraceae.